This is a messenger RNA of Rhagoletis pomonella (apple maggot), 1466 nucleotides long. RefSeq lists its product as uncharacterized. The record is from RefSeq and is a predicted model, not a curated record. Bases 76 to 1440 code for a protein of 454 amino acids. The transcript has 2 exons. Lineage: Eukaryota; Metazoa; Arthropoda; Insecta; Diptera; Tephritidae. Gene Ontology annotation, molecular function: protein binding.
UACAAAUUUGCACAGGACUAAUUAGUGAUCUUUGUUUGUAUCAGUUUUUAUAUAUUCCAAAUCAUACGCAUAAAAAUGGAUAUUUUAAACGAUGAUUGUUUGGUGAAUAUCUUCAAUAAUGUACCAGAACUUCGCAAUCAGGUUCAAAUCUCUCGAGUUUGCAAACGCUUCGAAGCGAUCAUCAGGCGUAUAUGGCGCUCCCAGAAAUGCUAUCGAACACUUAAUUUAUCAGAAUGGUUUGGUUGGCUGCCAGAAAUACAAGAUCUAACAUAUUUUUUGCAUUCAGUACGUACUAGCUUGUCGUCUAUAGUGAUUGGCGAUGAAACCUUAAACAAGUUUUUGCUUAACAUAAAGCAAAUUUUAAAAGCAAAGGAAAUUUGUGCACCUAUCAGUAGCACGGUCUGCCUGCCAAGUGUACAACAUUUUGAGGGUGAGGAAAAAUCGUUUUUUAGCAUGAUUACUGACAGCGAUAUGGAGAUACUCGUACGAACUGUUCCAAACCUUCUCUCACUGCAUCUGAGAGAACCAUUAAGUGGCCGAUAUGUUUGUGAUUUCCUAAUGUUGGAGGAGUUGUAUUUGUACGUGCCAUCAAAUAACGUUUUGGAAAUUGAAAAUACCCAUUUUGAGGCAAUCUGCAUCCGUUUAAAAUAUUUGCGAAUUUUAGAUGUGCGCAGAUAUGACGGAAAGAGUCAUUUGGAUUUGACACCUGUGUUGAAUUGUGAGAAUUUAGCAGUUCUUAAAGUAAAUCUACAUCCGCUUAAAAAAUUUCUUCCUCAAGUCCUGCUGAUGCCAAAACUAGUAUCACUCAACGUAAUGCUGGAUUCUGAGAUCGACGUUGGAAGUAUUCUGAAUGUAGAUACGCAUGAUUUUAAAAUAUACGAAACAGUAGAAUUCCAUGAUGUAUUAAAAAAUCAAGGUGAGCGUAUAAUUGGCUUAGCAGUUGAUCUUUAUUAUUUUCCGUUGGAUUCUGAUUGGGCUUCAAAUUUGAAUCUGUGGCAGGGUGGCCGUAAGCUAAAAAAAUUCUGCCUUUGUAGCUGUGAAUUAUCACCCGAUCCACUGCUCAAUUUGGCUAACAUAAUGAACUGCUUGGAGUAUCUUAGUUUGAGAAAUUGGCAACAUUUGACGAAUGACCACGUUCUACAUUUCGUCGAGCGAUGUGUACACUUAGAACAUUUGGACGUUAGUUAUUGUCCUAAUAUAGAUGGAAAGUUGCUUUAUCAAAUAAUGGAUGUACUAAAGAAACAGGAUAGAAAUCAUGCAUUACAUAUCUAUUACAUGAUGAGUGGCUUAGAGGAUGAAGUGCAAAAAAUGAAUCCCAAAAUUUGGCAAGCACAAGGCUUGGUGGAUUUAUCAAUGGAUUUCCCAGCUGGAUCUGAAAAAGGGCUGAGUUAUGUAUAUCGGGGAUAUGAAUUUGACUUCGUUUGUAAUGAUAUGUCCUAGAAACAAUUUUUAAUUGGGUGCCUAAA